AUGUUCACUCUCUGUUCGUCAUCAUGUGCGGCCCCUCUGGACCUGUUCUUCCUCCUCGAUGGCUCUGGCAGUGUAAACGCCGCUAACUUCGUCAAGGUGAAGCAGUUUGCGGUCAACGUGGUCAACACUUUCGACGUCAGCCUGACUGCCACCAGGGUUGGUGUUGUACAGUAUUCUGACAGGAACACCCUGGUGUUUAACCUGGGUAACAAAGUGAACAAACCGUCUACCGUCAGCGCCAUUAACAACAUCGUGUACCAGUCAGGCGGGACGAAUACCGGGGCUGCUCUACAGUAUGUCCGUCAGUACGCAGCAUGGAGGGGAGGAAAUGUCCCGAAAGUAAUAAUCGUGUUGACGGACGGAAAAUCAAGUGACUCCGUGUCUGGACCCUCUCAGAACCUGGUCGCCGCUGGUGUUGAGGUGUACGCCAUCGGUGUGGGCAGCUUCGAUCAUGGACAACUCCUACAGAUUGCCAACAACAAACAGAACAACGUGAUUGAGCUGAACAAUUUCAACGCCCUCGCCACAAAGAUUGACAUGAUUUCCACAAAUCUUAAUUUACUUAUUUCCCACACAGUUCCAACACCUGCAAAUGAACUGUCAGCUUCUACCACCUGCACCAAUGACUACAUGGAGCUGUCGAUUCCUGAGGAUCAGCUGACUGACAUCAACCUGGGGAACCUUCACUGGGAGCCUGACCAGAACUGUGGUGCUUCAACUAACGGCACCCACUACAUUUUCCGUACAGACCUGUACCGCUGUGGCACUCAGGUGACCUUCGGCCCAAAGUACGUCACAUUCCUGAACACCAUCAACAUCCUGGGUAUCCACUUGAGCGGCGGGGUCAUCACCCGAGAGGGCGACAUCUCCAUCACAUCCAAAUGCAAGUACGAGCGCCAGGAGUGGGUGGACUCCACCUUCCUGCCCAUCCCGGGUGGACUGAACUUUACGGAGGAGGGGUUCGGGCAGCUGGAGGUCCGUCUCUCCAUGUUUCCCACACGGCAGUACCAGAGUCCAUACCGGGCUGGGCAGUACCCCAUCCACCUCAAACUGCGCCAGUACAUCUACAUGCAGCUGGAGGUACAGGGGCACGGACAGAACCUUUCUGUGUUGGCGCUGAACUGUAAGGCUACCAUGUCUCCAAAUCCCAACGACACCCUGCAGUAUCCACUCAUCCAGGACGGUUGUGGCUCUGAUCCCACCCUGCAAACCUACAACAUUAACGACAACAGCAAGGAACGCUUUGGUUUUGAGGCGUUCCGCUUCAUCAGGGAGGUGAAGACGGUGUACGUGCACUGUGAGGUGAUGGUCUGUAACGGAGCUGAUUCUGGGUCCCGCUGUGCACAGGGUUGCGUCAGGAGGGGUAAACGAGCGGCUGAAGAGAUCGUCGACAUGAAGGGACGUCACAUGAUCUACCAGGGACCAAUCAUUCUGGAUGAUGACAAAGAAGAAACUCUGCACCUGAUGAGUGACCAGGAGACUGCCUCUGGCCGCCACAGCGCACCCUGGGCCAUGCUGGCUGCAGGAGGAGGUCUGAUGGCGCUCGCCCUUGUCGUGAUGGGCGCCGCCAUCGUGCUGAAGCGGUCCCGCCGUGAGGAGUGGGCCUACCAGAGUCUGCCAAACAUGGCAGAGGACGGGGAGUAAGGGACGACCACAGGCCAGGCAUUGUGGCGUUAUAUUUAACACCCUGUAA
Branchiostoma floridae (Florida lancelet) is the source of this 1693-nucleotide messenger RNA. Its product is annotated as ZP domain-containing protein-like. NCBI's taxonomy places the organism in Eukaryota, Metazoa, Chordata, Leptocardii, Amphioxiformes, Branchiostomatidae. The transcript has 11 exons. Bases 1 to 1644 code for a protein of 547 amino acids. The record is from RefSeq and is a predicted model, not a curated record.